AUGAAGCUGAGGAAACAACAGCAAUUAGCCGAAUUAAAGCCCAGCAGGAUUAUCGCCAUACGAGCGAUGUUGGACAUCGAUUUGGCUUAUCCAAAUUAUUUUGCACAGCUGAGUCACAGUACCGGGCGAAUGUCCAGGCCAGGGAAACCGGCGGCGUUAGAAUUUGUCCGUCUUGAAAAAGAUAAAAAAGAGUUGGUGCUUAAGUUUCGGGCACCACAGGAUUCUGGAUUGGCUUGGCUUACCAUACCAAGUUUAACAAAUGUUUGGAGGCGGUCUGCAAAAAAGACGACCAGAAAAAUAAAAGCUGCACAACAACGCAUAGUUUAUACUACCGUGCAUCUACGGCCACCUCAGUCGUUUCACUUGAGCUUUAUGCUCACCAUUGGUAAAUGUCUUAAAAUAUAUUAUACUUUAAUACUGUAA
Molecule: messenger RNA, 423 nt
Organism: Paraglomus brasilianum
Lineage: Eukaryota; Fungi; Glomeromycota; Glomeromycetes; Paraglomerales; Paraglomeraceae
Source: the annotation of a GenBank genome assembly